Molecule: messenger RNA, 3302 nt
Organism: Puntigrus tetrazona (Sumatra barb)
Lineage: Eukaryota; Metazoa; Chordata; Actinopteri; Cypriniformes; Cyprinidae
Exons: 2
Coding region: 244-501 (85 amino acids)
Source: RefSeq, a predicted model, not a curated record
CUCUCUCUCUCUCUCGUUCCCUCUCUUCUGGUCUGUCUCAUCCUCGUCUCGCUGUUGAUCCGUCUCUAAAAUGAUCGCAGACGCGCAUCAGAUGUUGAGGAUUCAUGCACCUGGAGGCUGGAGCUGAACUCGACGAUGUCAUUCGGAUGUAAAUAGGUUACUCCGGCGGACAGAGACGACGCAGAAAGCUAUCUUACCUGACCUUCCCGAAGCUUUAGUUAUUGUUCUGAUAAGCAAAUCGUCAUGGAUCUGUCAUUUAUGGCCGCGCAGAUCCCUGUGAUGACAGGAGCCUUCAUGGACUCGUCGCCUCACGAUGACUACAGCACGGAUCACUCUCUCUUCAACUCGUCCGCUAGCGUCCACGCCGCCGCUCUGGCAGCUCACAACCAACAGGAGGAGCAGCAGCCCAUGUCCCGAGACGCCAUCUGGCUGUGGAUCGCCAUCACCGCCACCAUCGGGAACAUCGUAGUGGUGGGCGUCGUCUACGCCUUCACGUUCUGACCUGAACCAAACCAGCUGAACUUUGGAGACAUAUUUGGCUUCGAGUCCCACCAAACCCCGGGGGCCCCUCAUCGAGGAAAAGAGUGUGUGCAAUCUUUCAAGAAAAAAAAUUGCACAGUGUUAGUUGUUUAUUUGUCGUUUUUGUUUCGGUUUUUUUUACACAGAAUGGUGUUUAGAAGCUCCAGGAAUUGUUUUUGAUUUAUUGUCAUUUUCAUGUUGAAAACUUUGUAAAGUAGAUUGUUUAAUGCUAAACAAGUCUAACGUGAAGCAAACCCACAGAUUUUUUCUCGAAUGACUAAUACUGCCAGACUUUUGCCAAACAAUUUGUACGUUUUUGCUUUUAGUAUGUAAUAACUAAUGCCGUUGUUAAGCUUUAAAUGUCUAGAGGGCAAACGCCGUUCUCUGAAAGUCGUCCAACUACCUUUUUAAAGCAGCAAUUAGAAAGUUGAAAUGAAUCCCAAACCUAAUUUUGAAAAGUAACCGUAAAAUAAUGUAAAUAGAGGAAGAGCAGUAUGUAAGUGCCCAGAACAGAAAACUAAACCCUUUUUUUAUUAAAGUAUUUUAACCUUGGUAAGAAACAGAGGUAUUAAGCGAUAAAAGCACUUAAAAUCGUCUUGAUUCAUAGGGUGUUUAUAAACAUUGGUUGAUUAUCUUUUUUUUCACCCCAGGACAUGUCACUUUGGAGACAAUCUCUUCUUUUUAUGGUAACAUGGUAACACCUUCACUUUAGUUGAGUUCAGUUUAACAUUUAAGAAAUGCAUCACACAAUGAUUUUAAUGAAGACCUGCAUACUAGUAAAUUAUUUUAUACUGACUAUCAUUCCAUCCCUUUAGUUGAGGGUAACAGGUUAAGCUUGUAUUUUGUAGAGGUCAAAGCUUUAGUUUUAAUGAGCUCAGCAUAAAAAGGUAGGGUUGCCAUGGUGACUGCUUCAUGCUGUCUGGGAAAUAGUGGCUGGGUCUUCUUACCCGAUCAUCACACACCUGCAAACAUCUUUACUGCUCACUGCCGCAAAGCAACUGUCCAAACAAACAUGCACAUGAAGAGUCUUUUUCUUUUAUUCACUUAAUGUAUUUAUUUUAAAUUGUGUGUGUUUUCAUAAGUGUUUCAAAGCCUUAAUACACAAAUGAAGCAUUUGACUGGACCAACAAUUUUACUUAAAAGAAAUUAAUUAACUGCUCCAAUUUUUCUUAUGCAGGUUAGGUCUUUCUAGAGAAGCUAGCUGACUAGGUUAAACCAAGUUCUCCCAAAAAAUAAAAAUAAAUUGCACAGAAUUCAUCCUAAGGCAAUUCAAGAUGAGUUUGUUCGACUUGGUGACCGAUGGAUUCUCUGCAGUGAUUGGGUGCCGUCAGAAUGAAUGUCCAGACAGCUGAUAAAUUGAUCAUAAUAAUCCACAUGUCUCCAGUUCUUCAUUUAAGAAAUAGUUCACCCAAAAAUGAAAAUUAUGUAAGAAAUCAAUCCAUCAUAUAUUUCUUUAACUACAAACUAUUGUUUAUGGCUAAAUAUUAAUCCUCAAUCCCCCCGAUCAAGCACUUUUUGAAAGUCCAAAAGCAUUUUAAACAAAUAUAUAGGUAGAUUUUGAUGGUGUUCAUUACUUGUGGAUUGUUGUGAUGUUUUUAGCAUCAUUCCGACGGCACCCAUUCACUGCAUCAUUUGCUCACCACUGCAAUGCCAAAUAUGUGUUCUGUUCAGAUAAAAAAAAAAAACACUCAUGUACAUCUCGUCUUUGAUUUUUGAUUCCUUUAGACUAGUUUGUUAAGCAGAUUAAUGGGAACACCAUUUGUUACUGCUGGGCUUUUUCCACACAUUUUUUUUUUAGGUUUUAUUUUAAUGCAAAUCAUGCAACUCCCAAACAUUUUCAGAUGUUUAUGAACAAUAAAACUAAGAGAGAGAGAGAGAGAGAGAGAGAGAGAGAGAGAGAGAGAGAGAGAGAGAGAGUUUAGUAAAGUUAUUUCAUACCAGUUGAAUUUUACAAACCAGUCAUAUCUUCAGUAUUUUUACUGUAAAACCUAAGGGACAGUUACUAAUUGAGUCGUUAUCGACCGGACAGUUUUCAGACUGUGACGGUCAUUGUAUUGAUCUGAUCGAUGGACUUUGGACCUUAUUUAUAAGGCUGACCGAAAUGAAACGGUUUUAGCUGCGGUUCAGCGGGAUUAAAUGGACUGGGACCAAGCCAAGGUGAUCAUCUAUCAUCUUCUCUGCAGUGGAUUGCACUAGGAAAUGGAGUUAAAUAUAUGCUGAACAGGAAAAUGGCCUUCACUUUAUCAUUGACUUUGAUUCAUUGACUGGAAGGUCUCACGUUGUUAUGUAAAAAUACUUCACAGAUAAACUACUGCCGCAAUGAAGUUUGAUGAAGAGCUGAUUGUUAAUUAUAGAGUAUAAUACACUCUAAUUGGAAAGACUGUCGAAAUGUCCUUCAAAGUCACUUUUGCUGGUACCACCGCAGUUCCUAAUAGAGGAACAUCUGUUAUUAGGCCAGCUCAAAUCACGUUCUUCAAACCACAGUAAAACUUCAUUUAGAAGUGUGCUGCGAAGUAAGGAUUUUCCGCUCAGCAACAAUGUAGAUAAUACGAUUCUUAGUAAAAGUCUUGUCUGUUGAUGUUGAGAGGUCUUUAUAUAGAGGCCUGAUAACUAGUUUUAGCACAUGAACACCAGUGUGUUCAGCUCAAGUCUGCUUUACCUGCACUGCAACAUGUUUCUUUUUGUAUUGAAAAACCACUGUUGAAUUAAACGACUCAUUGAACACCAGAUGUGUGACUGUCAUACACUUAUGGUAACAAAUCUGCUCAUAUUGAUGGCCUACA